AUGCUGAACAUGCUGAGGCUUGCCAUUGGUAUUUUAUCUUUGAUCAUACUACACGGGGUUUGUGAUGCCUGGAGGAGUAAUAGAACUAGCAGGGGUGACCAAGGGCGCCUUAUACAUUAUCUUCUGGACACUGGAUAUGACGUCAGAGUAAUGCCCUUUGUUGAAGAUGGUGGACCCGUUCUCUUCAACCUGUCUCUAUUUCUCGUCGCGAUAUCAGAUCUUGAGUGGUACGAUGAUAGGCUUAUCUGGGAUCCUGCGUCAUAUGGCGGAAUUGAAGGUGUAAUUGUCAACAUCGAUCAAACAUGGUCACCAAAAUUAUACCUACAAAAUGCGGUGCAAGACAAACCAGAGAAUCCUAUAAAGGAUGAAGUCAGUCAAACUUUCAUCACAUACGAUGGAUGGUUACAUCUCGAAUCACCUUUAAUACAUCACACAUCAUGUGAUCUAAAACUUGACAACUUUCCCCUAGAUGAACAGGAAUGCUGGUUGCGAUUUACAUUGCAAAACACACCAAGUUAUCUCGUGAGACUUCAUUCAGCCCAGCUUCAUAUUCCGCAACAAAAUAUCAGCUCUGAGUGGAAUAUCAUGCCUCCUCAUCCUGCUACAAAAACUGAGUACAUUCCUCUCGGCUUGGUCGAUGGGAUAAACAUCACUAAUGAGGUGAUGCAUAUCGGUUUCAAAUUCAAAAGACUGCCCAGAUUUUACAUCCAGAAUGUGAUGUUACCAGUGACAUUCCUCAGCUGGUUAUCGAUUGUUGUUUUCAUCAUUCCCGCCAAAAGUGGAGUGCGUCUUUCGGCGUCCAUCUCUCUUGUUCUGGGUGUGACUGUCUUUCAGAUUGUUGUUACAGACAGCCUACCAAAAAGCUCUCGUGGUGGUGUUGCGAUGUUGUCAGUAUACGUACAGCAAUGUUUCAUCAUGAGUAUCGUGGUCACCAUAAUGUCCGCCAUCGUCAUCAAAAUGAGUCACCAGGAAGGCAAGAUCAAGAAUAAGAUCAUCAUGACUGUUUUCUUCGACCGCCUUGGACCGUGGUGCUUUGUUAAUGGUCGUGGGUGUUGCCGGAAGAAGGCCAAGGGUUCGAAUCCCACCGAGAGGUGCGCUGGUGGAGUUCCGCCGAUGGAUGCAUGUGUCGCAGGAGAGAUCCUGUCAUCUGGUGGUCAAGCUUUACAUCCUCGUGGUCAAGCUUGGGUCCAAAAUGAGUCAUCGAGUCAACCCGUGAGUCAAGAAUUGGAAGAAUCUCAGGCACCUAAGAUGAUGAAUGAUUUUGAGCUCCUUGCCUGUGUUAUUGACCGUCUAUUCUUGAUUGCUACUCUUGUUUCGCUUACUGCCAUCACUGCAGCUGCAGCUCAAUUCUGGGGGGAAAUGUAAAGUAUCAAGAGUAGAGACAUGGACCUAUCAAUAGGUCCAUGGAAGAGACAACAGGGUCAUCAAGAUUGAAGAUGAAGAGCGCCACCAGUGACAAAAUAUCUAUAGAAGGGAGACAUGGAAAUACGUUGAAAGAUAUCAAAGGCAAAGUUUCCCGAGUGUAUUUUACUAAUAAAAUUGAAAGAAUAAGCAGGACACGAUCAGUUGUCUACAUUGGAAUUGAUUCACAUGCCUGUUUAAUUUGUAAAUAUAUCAUGAUCAUAGAAAAUAUUUGUUCUUUGAAUUUACUGGUAGGCCUGCCGUGAUCACGAUAUAGGCUCCUUUGUAUGAAGCAGGGGCCGCGGAACGGUUUUCAAGGGGGGGGGGGGGGGCUGACCAUGCUAAAAAUCACAUUCAUAUGGUCAAUUUUACGUUUUUGUACACUGUUUUGGAAAAAAAAUCAGCCCCCGGUUCCACGGCCCCUGUGAAGUUAUUGGUUAUAAAGAUUUUUUUAGUAACAAAUGCAAGAAUCUUAUUACGUAGCAUCAGGGGCGUCGAUCCAUUGUUCAGAUGGGGGGGGGGUGCAAAAUCAU
This is a messenger RNA of Lytechinus variegatus (green sea urchin), 1934 nucleotides long. Its product is annotated as acetylcholine receptor subunit delta-like. The coding region runs from base 1 to 1365 and encodes 454 amino acids. Gene Ontology annotation, molecular function: transmembrane signaling receptor activity; extracellular ligand-gated monoatomic ion channel activity; neurotransmitter receptor activity. The record is from RefSeq and is a predicted model, not a curated record. Gene Ontology annotation, biological process: nervous system process; chemical synaptic transmission; regulation of membrane potential. The transcript is spliced from 8 exons. Gene Ontology annotation, cellular component: neuron projection; membrane; synapse. NCBI's taxonomy places the organism in Eukaryota, Metazoa, Echinodermata, Echinoidea, Temnopleuroida, Toxopneustidae.